AUGACGAUGAGUCAAGUGUCCGUCAUGAAACUAUACAAUACUGUGGUAGACGAUGUUAUUGCCGGAGUUCGAGAUUGCUUUUUAGAUGAUGGUGUAGACGAACAAGUAUUACAAGAGCUCAAGCAGUUAUGGAAAACGAAGCUUUCUGCAAGUGGGGCUAUGGAUCCACCUCAACCUGACACUACGAUCGGACACCCACCGCCUCCUGUUCUCCAAAACUUUCAAAAAGCAAAUGGAAAUAAUGCUAUUCCUAAAAGAACUGAUACACACAUGGCUCAACAAAGUUCAAGCCAACAGAAUACUGGUGUGGACCAUGGUGUUCCUGCCUCAAAUAUUCCAGGUGCACAUCCACAUCACGUUUUAGACCCUAAUAAUAAAGUGCCAGUGCAAUUAACAUUACCAGCUCAGCCUGGUGUACCAGGUUCACAGCCACGGUCAUUUACGAUUCAGAUACCAGCAUCAGCACUAAAUGGUAACAAACUGCACCAGGUCUUGACUGGACCCAUCAUCAAUGCGACAAUAAGCUUGCCGCAACCACUUGCUGCAACCUUACUUCAACAACAUAUAAAUUCUGCCCUAGCUGGUCAACAAAGUGAAUUUGACGGUGGUGGAGGAGGUCGAAGUGGUGCUGCACCAUUUUCUUUAGAUGGUGCCAUGGAUUCUUCAGAUGACGAAGGUUCUAAUGUUGGUGAUGGCUCUGAGGAUGGUGGAGCUGAUGAUGAUGAUGAUGAAGAAUCGGCAGAGGAACGUGCAGAAGAGGAAGAAGACGAAAGAGAUGAAAGUGGUGGAGCUGAGGAAGAACCUCUUAACUCAGGUGAUGAUGUGUCUGAUGAAGAACCCGGUGACAUGUUUGACACUGAUAAUGUGGUUGUUUGCCAAUAUGACAAAAUAACUCGCAGUCGUAACAAAUGGAAGUUCUACCUUAAAGAUGGUAUUAUGAAUCUAGCUGGCAAAGAUUAUGUUUUCCAAAAAGCCAAUGGUGAUGCUGAAUGGUGA
Molecule: messenger RNA, 996 nt
Organism: Parnassius mnemosyne (clouded apollo)
Lineage: Eukaryota; Metazoa; Arthropoda; Insecta; Lepidoptera; Papilionidae
Source: the annotation of a GenBank genome assembly